CGCCGAGAGAGACACACCCACACCCACUUCCAGCAUAUUUGAUUAUAUUCGACGCCAGCGUUUAUUUACAAUGUUGUGGGAGCCAAAACACUGCUGUUGCUUCAAGGUAAAGACUGGCAGCCUCAUCCUUGGUGUCUUUCUUUUGAUCGGAUCGCUCGUCUAUAUUGGGAUCGACGCUACUACGUUGGCCGAUGGAAGUAUACUUAAUAUUGUGCAUAGCUACUGUGAUGAUCUGGAUGGUUCUGGAAAGUGUGAUCUCUUCAUAAAGCUUGCUGAGGGAUCGGUGAUAUCUGGCUUGGUGAUCGGAGUCUGUGAAGUCUUAGUCUGCAGUAUGCUCAUUUACGGCAUCUUAAAGCACAAGACGUGUCUAUUCAUUCCUUUCAUGGUAAUGCUGCUUCUCCAGAUCAUUAUGCACAUGGUCUUGGGCUUGGGUCUGCUUGCCAUGGCCGGCAUUAAACAAUACUGGACACAAAUGUUUGUCUUUGGGGUAAUUUUUACCCUCUACAUAUUUUUAGAGACUUUUCUUCUCCUGGUCGUCCGUGCACACUACUUGGAGGUAAGGCGUUCACAGAUGCUGGAGUGUUUAGUGACGGAGAAACGCAUCAUUAACGCAUUUGAAAUGAUCAGACGGUUUUAAACUUGUAUUGACAGCCAUGCUACUGUAUGGAUACAAAAGUUACUGUAUAUGACUUUGAAAAAAUGUAAGACAAAACUCUGACGUCAGAGUGAAAGCUUCAUUACUUGGUGUAAUGAGACUAAUCUUGUACAACUAAGUCUGUUUGCUUCCUAGUAUACUUAUUAGUGCUACAAAUUUUUCUUUAAUGCAGAAAGUUUAUUAAACUAUACUUAUAAACUUUAUUAGUUCUAUGGCUUUUAAAGUAAACCCAUAACCAUACACGUUCUUGUGUAACACUCAACAUGGAACUUUUAGCUGCAUUAUGGUGUCCUAGAUUUUUUUAAUGUAUAAAUCCUUCUUAUAAUAAAAAUAUAAAUAAAA
This is a messenger RNA of Procambarus clarkii (red swamp crayfish), 997 nucleotides long. RefSeq names its product lysosomal-associated transmembrane protein 4B. The record is from RefSeq and is a predicted model, not a curated record. Lineage: Eukaryota; Metazoa; Arthropoda; Malacostraca; Decapoda; Cambaridae.